This is a messenger RNA of Talaromyces rugulosus, 2334 nucleotides long. RefSeq lists its product as uncharacterized. The record is from RefSeq and is a predicted model, not a curated record. The transcript has 8 exons. Gene Ontology annotation, molecular function: protein binding. NCBI's taxonomy places the organism in Eukaryota, Fungi, Ascomycota, Eurotiomycetes, Eurotiales, Trichocomaceae. Bases 1 to 2334 code for a protein of 777 amino acids.
AUGCGGUUGUCGGUGGCGGGCUUUGUCGUGGCUGUCGGGCGAGCAUCAGCGAUCGGUUGGGAGUCGGAUGUGUGGCAGAACGUCUCGAUGUGCAACUGGGCUGAGGCUCGCGCAAACAUCAUCCGCGACACGGUGUAUGUGGACGGAGGAAACCUGUAUUGGGUCCCAGGCCUGACCAACGGACAAUGGGGCCACCCGGCGAAAGACAACAACAUCGAUGGCGCGACAUACACCCUCGCUCUCGGCCAGCCGUUCAACCAGUCGUCCAACCUCACGGCCUUGUUCCAGCAAAUGCCUUCGCUCGGCGGUCGGGCGUCGAACUUUGCCCCGAACUACGUCGAUGGCGCCAUGUUUGCAACCGAGGAUGAGAUGAUUCUCUACGGCGGGCUUUUGAGCAGCUCCAUCACCUCCAGCCCACCACCCGACAACGUGGUCCUGUCGUACGAGGCUUACCCAUCAGGCUCCGAGUCCCAGCCGAAAUUUCUCGACAAGUAUCUUCCAGAUGGCAUGACACGCUACAUCACGAAUGGCGCGGCUGUCUCCAGUUUGAGUGAGAAGUUGGGGUUUUACUUCAGUGGCAUGCGAGGUGCCGAAUGGGGAUCAUUUGUCGCCAAUGAUGGGUUGGCAAGUACGCCCGCGAAUACCUUGAUUACAGUCAACAUGUCGACCCUCGGCCAGGAAACGUGGUCCAACAGCUCAUUGCGCAGUAGCUCUCGGAGUAUCCCCGCUCGAGCCAACGCGGAAAUCCAAUGGCUUCCAGUGGGAGACCAAGGCGUCCUGGUUGCUGUCGGUGGCGUCAUUAACCCAGUAUCCCUUACCGUUGUUCAGGGGCUCAACGAUUCCCAACUCGCCGCCAGUAAAGCAACCAGUCCAACAUUCAUGAAAACCGUUUCCGUUUAUGAUGUCGCCAGCCAGAAAUGGUAUCAGCAGAACACAACUGGAGAUGUCCCACCGCAGCUCACACUUUUUUGCUCUGUUCUAGCCAUUGCUGAAGAUCGUUCCUCCUUCAACAUACACAUUUACGGCGGGUACGAUGGACUCCAAAGCAACAGCACGCCUUCAGAUGAUGUAUACAUUCUGUCCGUACCACAGUUUGUCUGGACACAUGCGUAUACUGGUAAUUCAAGCCAUGGUCGAACCGGUCACAAGUGUCUAUCGAUAUACCCAGACCAAAUGAUGAUCAUAGGGGGGAUUUUUCAGAACCAGCAGUAUACCUGCCUGGACAAGAUCAUAGAAAUAUUCAACCUAAACAAACUUGGCUUCCAGGACACCUACGAUCCUCGGAUCUGGGAUGAUUAUCGAGUCCCCGACACGGUCACAGCAAACAUUGGCGGGAAUGAAAACGGAAGUGCGACAAUGCUGUCGCCGAAAUCUUCUUGGGACGACGAAGAGCUAUCCAGUAUCUUUUCGACUCAAUAUACAAAGACGAUCCCAAAAUACUAUCCUUAUCAGUUGCAGGGUCCGAACACCACCACAACUUCUAGUCCGACCGCAGCUCCAAGUAUCUCCGUUGGAAGCGCGGGUGGAGGAGGUUUACCCACCUGGGUUGCUCCGGUUCUAGGUGUCGUGCUAGGAUUGAUCGUUGUGGCCGCAGCGGCCAUCAUCUUUCUGCUUUGGUGGCGCAAAAAAGGCUCUAGGAAUCGGGCCGCUAGCGACACCCAAGGAAGUGCAGCUGGGCUCAAAGGAUUUGUCCUUCGAUGGUUAUACGGCACAUCUGGGCAGGAAGCCAGAUCUAGCAAAGGCCCAACCGAGCUACAAGUAGACGACGAUGCUACGACCGUUGUCUCUUCGGCCCGGAAUGAACGUCACGCAUCCGGAGUCGAGAGUUAUGACGUGCAUGAAAUGGCCGAUCGACGAAUGCUUAGUUUCGAGAUGGCGACCGAUUUCAAUAACCCCAGGGACUGGAGCAGAUCAAGUUGGUCCCAACCUGAGAUAUCGCCACCACUCGUAUCACCCAACAUUGGUGAACUAAUGGAAAGAGAUCCACUGGACAGCUCUUUGCCAACUCCAGCUUCAGCAGUUGGGCCUCCAACAAUGAGACCAACACAGUCACGUACACGCCGCAUUAGUGACCGCAGUGACGAGACCGGCAUAUCCGAAUUAGAAGCUUCGGACUCUGUGAGACCGCCGCAUAGCCGGCACAUGUCAGAUAAUUCAAUUUCUGAUGAAAACUCACUGGCGGGUGCGAGUGACGGCAACUCUGUACAAGCAGGAUCUGCCGGAGAGCGGCGGCCUCAGUCGCCUGGCACUGCGCGUAUCCAGACAGUGCAUGAAGUUGAUGAGCCUAACAGCUCGAGUAUGGUGCGAGGGCAGGGGCCCACCGAACUUGGAUAA